AUGGCUCCCUCACGGAUAUCACCAGAGCCCUCAGUAGAGCCCCCGCAGGGCCUCACGCCGAAACAACUCGCCUCGUUCGAGCGCGACGGCUACCUCAUCAUCCCAGACUACCUCUCCGCCCAGACGUGCCAGAGCCUCCUUUCCAAGACGCACCAACUCCUCACUGACUUCCCCCUCGCCGAUCACCCCAUGACCAAAUUCACGACCGGCACCGACUCCCACGGCGACAGCACCUCCAAGGAACACGUCGGCGACGAUUACUUCCUCACCUCGGGCGACAAGGUGCGCUUCUUUUUCGAGGAGGACGCAUUCGACGCCCAGACCGGCACGCUCAACAAGCCCAAAGAACGCGCAAUCAACAAGAUCGGCCACAACCUGCACGGUCUGGUGCCCGAGUUCGGUAACGUGUCGCACGCCGGGCCCAUCGGACGACGCAACGCCGCGAUCGCGCGCGACCUGGGCUACCGCGACCCUCGCCUCCUGCAGAGCAUGGUGAUCUGCAAACAGCCUGAGAUUGGCGGCGCCGUGCCCCCGCACCAGGACUCGACCUUCCUGUACACGAACAAACCGUCGGCCGUGGGGUUCUGGAUCGCCCUCGAGGACGCGACCGUGCAGAACGGAUGUCUGAGUUUCGCGCCGGGGAGUCACCGCCGGGCCCCGAUCAAGGAGCGGUUCGUAAGGAAGGCCGAUAACUCGGGGACAACGUUUGAGGCCGUGCCGGAGGAGGCGCAGUGGCCGAGGGCAUUUCAGCACGAACCAGAAACAGAAACACAAACACAAACACAAACACAGGCGGAAGCACGGUCUGAGGCCACCGACGACGAAUAUACCCUCGGCGAAGUCAAGGCCGGCAGUCUGGUGCUCAUUCACGGCAACAUCCUGCACAAGAGCGAGAAGAACACGAGUUCCAAGGGACGCAUCAUCUACACAUUUCACAUUAUCGAGGGGCAGGAGCACUACGACGGGAAGAACUGGUUGCAAGUCCCCGGGGGGCCGGCAGCCUUUACCAAGCUGGACGGCAAGGUCGACACACAGACGUGA
Cladophialophora carrionii CBS 160.54 is the source of this 1041-nucleotide messenger RNA. RefSeq lists its product as uncharacterized. The transcript has a single exon. Lineage: Eukaryota; Fungi; Ascomycota; Eurotiomycetes; Chaetothyriales; Herpotrichiellaceae. The record is from RefSeq and is a predicted model, not a curated record. The coding region runs from base 1 to 1041 and encodes 346 amino acids.